Molecule: messenger RNA, 2742 nt
Organism: Talaromyces proteolyticus
Lineage: Eukaryota; Fungi; Ascomycota; Eurotiomycetes; Eurotiales; Trichocomaceae
Exons: 4
Coding region: 187-2421 (744 amino acids)
Biological process (GO): regulation of DNA-templated transcription; DNA-templated transcription
Molecular function (GO): DNA binding; zinc ion binding; DNA-binding transcription factor activity, RNA polymerase II-specific
Source: RefSeq, a predicted model, not a curated record
CGGGAAUUACUAAAGUCCGAGGCGGCUGCGCGGGGAAUUAAAAACCCGCUGGCCGCCUCCUUUGUCCAGUUCUCGACACAUCGCAAGCCAAUCCCAUAAGACAUCUAGACAUUUUUCUAUCGACUACCCUGGUGCCGCAUAGGAACUACAGUUACAGGGGUUCAAUCAGCCCUGUAGCCACCAAACAUGCAAAUAGCAGAUGGGAGAGCCCCCUCGGUGACCUCCCAACCAUCGAAACCACAGCGGAUUCUGGCGUGCGUUCGCUGCCAGCAGCGUAAAGUGAAAUGUGAUCGCAAAUAUCCCUGCGCCAAUUGCGUCAAAUCCGGCGUGCAAUGUGAACAGGCGAAACCGGUCCUGGCCCGACGGAAACGCAGGUUCCCCGAGAGGGAGCUGUUAGCUCGUAUUCAAAAGUACGAGGAUAUGCUUCGUCAACAUGACAUCGAAUUCGAACCGCUCCACAAAAUUCCAGCCAGGGAUGGCUCACCCAGUGUGGAGGGCGGCUAUGAAUCAGACGACAAGCUGCCCAAAACUGCGCAGACCGAGGCUUCGACGCCUGUUGACUAUGCCGAAAGACUCUUCUGGUCUAAAAAUGUUUGGAAAACUAUAAAUAAGGAGUCACGAGAUCCCGGAUGCAGCAGUGAGUCCUCGGAGGAUGACGUGCGUGAAACCGUAGUUAAAAAUACGUGGUGUCAAUUAUUUGAAAACAACGAUCACCUUCUUUUUGGUUCACGCAAAAGCGACACAGUCGAUAUUUCUACUUUGCACCCUGAACCAGUCCAGGUUUUUCGGCUUUGGCAAAUAUAUCUUGAAAACGUGAACCCAUUGCUCAAAGUUAUACAUGCACCGAGCCUACAAGGGUAUAUCAUAGAAGCUACCAGCAAAUUAUCCAACAUUAAGCCGACCUUAGAGGCACUGAUGUUUAGCAUUUAUUGCAUGUCCAUCAUCAGCCUGACUGCGGAUGACUGCCAGGCCAUGUUUGCUUCGUCAAGGCAAGAUCUUCUAUCGAAAUAUCAAUUUGGCUGCCAGCAAGCUUUGCUGAAAUGUAAUUUUCUACGAUGCAACGAUCUUGACUGCUUGACUGCACUGUAUCUUUACCUAGUCUCAGUUCGACCUAGUACGGUCCCCCAGUCACUAUCUUCCAUGCUUGGCGUGGCAAUUCGCAUCGCACAGCGCAUGUGUAUUCACAGUGAAGCCGCUUUAGCCAAUUACACUCCUCUUGAUGCUGAAAUACGUCGAAGACUUUGGUGGUCCCUUGUGUUGUUUGACACUCGCGUCAGCGAACUGGCUGACUUCAAACCCACAAUCCUGAAUCCUAUUUGGGAUUGUCGAGUCCCCCUCAACGUGAACGAUUCUGAGUUUCGACCAAAUAUGAAGAAGCCGCCACAUCUUCAGGGAGGAUCCACCGAAGCACUUUUUCCUGUCGUUUGUAGCGAAUUGGGAGAAUAUACCCGGAACACAGCGUACUAUCUUAACUUCACUAAUCCAUCCUUGAAGCCUAUUGCAAAAGAUGUUCAACAUGGUUAUACCGAAUACGAACCCCUUCCUGAGAGAAGUGAACUGGCUUGUCUAGAACAGAUGAUUGAGAAUAAAUAUCUCAGAUUCUGUAACCAGGACAACCCGCUGCACUUAAUGACGGUCUGGAUGGCACGGGGACACCUUGCUAAAUUUCGCUUCAUGGAGUACCACUCCAAACACUCAAACUCAGAACAAGUACCAGAGGCACAACGCGAAGCCGCAAUGUCGUAUGCACUCCGAAUGCUUGAAUGCAACUCGAAGAUCUUCCACUCACCUUUAACUAAGGGAUAUCGAUGGCUGGCCCAAUUUUAUUUCCCAUUUCCUGCAUAUGUUUUCAUUUGCAAGCACUUGAAACGUCAACCUUUUAGUAAAUCAGCUGAACGCGCUUGGGAAGUUAUGAGCGACAACUAUGAUGCUCAAUUUGGCGUCACUCAGAAAGACAGUAUCCCUCUCUUAAGACUUUUCUCGGGAUUUAUCCUACAGGCAUGGGAAGCUCGGGAAGCAAUGCCCAGACAACCGGGCGAGCCACUAGUGCCGCCAAGGAUUAUAUUAUCUAUCAGGAAUAAAACAAUACAGAUGGAGCAAAACCCACAGAACAUCGACCCCGGACAGCUAGCCAGUGUUCCGGCUACGGAUGUCAAUAACGUCCCUGCGCCGAUGCCGAUAAGCUAUGGAGGCCAUAACCUGCUUUACGGUAUGGGAGGACAAGAGGGAUGCCCGAUGACAGGACCAGCAAUGUAUCCUGAUAUGCAUGGGCCGACAACGCUGGAUUUUGGAACGAGUCAGAUAGAUUGGUCGGCCAUGGACUGGGCACUUGGGGGAUACCCUGGCUGGGGGGGUGGUGAGACCACGGGUCUGUCAGUCCAGCCUUUAGUUUUGGCUGGUACCAAGCCAGGUUGGACUUAAUAUGUGAGGAAUUGUAUAGAAAGACAAUGGCAUCCAAAUCUGUUGUCAACUUGUCUUACACAAGCAUAGAUGCUGUCGUACUCUAUGUGAUAUGAUUGGUCAAUUGAGUUGCAUACCGACGACCUUUUUUUCCCAUUGCACUGAUGCUCCUAUUAAUGUAAAUGAUGAAAAUAAUUUUAAAUGGUUAUUUAACAAUUGUAGCGCAUGUCAAAAUUAUUUUUCAAAUCGAUGACAGAAAAUUGAACUUCGGGUGUUUUUGAUCUCGUGACUGAGACUGGUCCAGUGGACCAUGACUUCAUCGACAAGCCACAUGACUGCAAA